AUGAUUCUGAGAAGCCAUGCCAAAAGACAAAGAGAAAGAGAAAGAGAUAGGGACAGGAUCAGUGAGUUACCUGAACCUCUCAUCCAUCACAUUUUUUCCUUGCUUCCUAUCAAAUCUGUUGUUUCUACAAGUAUUCUAUUUACAAAAUGGAGGUAUUUAUGGACAUCCAUUCCCAUUCUUGAUUUUCACAAUUGGCGGUCUCAGAAGUAUAGUGGUGCCAAAGAGACCAAUGCAUUCAUGGGAUUUGUGGACAGAGUGUUGUCUUUUCGUCAAGAUCUACAUUCACCAAAUAUAAAGAAAUUCUGUCUCGAUUUCGAUUAUACUUUUGAUAACUCUCGAGUUAGAGAAUGGAUAUUUACUGUCAUGCGGCAUAAAGUUGAAGAGCUUGUUCUUAGUGAUCGUAGUGGUAGUAUGUAUCCUCUUUGCCUUUUUACUUCUGAGUCGCUGACUAUGUUGGAGAUAAGUAAGUCCUAUCUAGAACUUCCGGCAUCAGUUUAUUUUCUAAAGCUCAAGAUCCUUCGACUUGGGGUCAAGUUCUGGGAUCAAUUAAUUCCUAAGUUGCUUUCCGCAUCCCCUGUUCUCGAAGAGUUGAAUUUGCAAGUGUGUGCUCGGGAUAUGCAGUAUCUAAGUAUUUUUGGUCCAAAUUUGAAGCGGUUGUUUAUUAAUGGCUUGAUUAAUCAGAACUUCAAUAUCCAGAUAGAUGCACCAAAUUUACAGUCCUUAAAAUACUCUUCAAUUCUUAUGAAGGAAUUUGUUCAGCAUAACUUCUCAACGUUGCAUGAUGCAGAAGCGAUCCUUUCACGUUCAGCCAAUAGGCUGAGGGAAAGGGGUGUACUUGGUUAUCUCGCAACUAAGCUUUUCCAUAAUUUUUCUUAUGUGAAACGUCUCGCAAUAUCUGAUUAUAGUUUAAAGCUUCUUACCUAUCAAGAUCGUUUCCUGAAGAGUUUGCCUUCAUUUUAUAAUUUGAUUCAUUUGGAAAUAAGGAGUGCACGUUUGGAAUUUGCAUAUAAAUUUGGUGAUGAGUGUAGCCUACAGUGUUGGGUUGUUGGAAAACUACUCAACUUUCUUCAUGUCUUGCCAAACCUGGAGUCACUUACAGUUGCUGAUGGAUUUUGUUAUUAUGAAUUAUGCCCAUAUUACUAUUGGUCACUAGAUUUGAUUCCUCAGUGCAUGUUGUUCCAUCUCAAGACAAUCGAAUUUCGCGGGUUUUUCUGGAACCUAUUCGAGAAAGAUUUGGUAAGAUUGUUUCUGAAGAAUGCAAUAGUUUUACAGACGGUAAGAAUUACAAUUUCAGAUCGGUCAUUUUAUUUACCAACGACAGAUUACAAAAAGAUAGUUUUAGAUGAAAUAGUAUCGUAUCCAAGAGGCUCAGCUGACUGCGUAUUUCAUGUCUAUUAA
Papaver somniferum (opium poppy) is the source of this 1398-nucleotide messenger RNA. RefSeq names its product F-box/FBD/LRR-repeat protein At5g56420-like. The coding region runs from base 1 to 1398 and encodes 465 amino acids. The record is from RefSeq and is a predicted model, not a curated record. Gene Ontology annotation, molecular function: protein binding. The transcript has a single exon. Lineage: Eukaryota; Viridiplantae; Streptophyta; Magnoliopsida; Ranunculales; Papaveraceae.